UACUGGUGGUACUCUUCGACUGCAUACGCCAUAAAAUGGGCUGUUCUUGCAGCCAUUCUGGUCGCUUUUCUCCUCUACUUCGUUGGAGGCUACCUUCAUGCCAGGCAGAGGAUGAAGAAGGGUCUUCCGCCUCUAACAUAUCAUAGAUGGCUUGUUCCCCGUCGUACACGCAUCGCCUUCGCCCAAGCGCACCCUGAGCAUGCCCACCAUUUCUCCUUCUAUCGAACACAACCUGCCCCGUACGGCUAUCAAAUGCCCACUUACGGUCCACCUCCGCCUGCGUAUCACGAGCCGGAGUAUGUACCUGCCUACACUGCUCAAGGUCCGAACAAGACGAACCCAGAUCAAAGCUACGCUCCCCCUACCGGUCCACCGCCGCCCAAUGCCUUCCCCCCGCCCGCUGGCCCUAGUGUGCCU
Messenger RNA from Exophiala aquamarina CBS 119918, 417 nucleotides. RefSeq lists its product as uncharacterized. The transcript has 4 exons. Lineage: Eukaryota; Fungi; Ascomycota; Eurotiomycetes; Chaetothyriales; Herpotrichiellaceae. The annotation marks the transcript as partial. The record is from RefSeq and is a predicted model, not a curated record.